This is a messenger RNA of Cydia fagiglandana, 5702 nucleotides long. RefSeq names its product UPF0047 protein YjbQ. The record is from RefSeq and is a predicted model, not a curated record. The coding region runs from base 247 to 744 and encodes 165 amino acids. The transcript is spliced from 4 exons. NCBI's taxonomy places the organism in Eukaryota, Metazoa, Arthropoda, Insecta, Lepidoptera, Tortricidae.
GAUAUUUUUUUUGCUGGCAACUAUUCGAUUUUGUUUCUCUUUCGUUUAACGACUGUUUCACCUUCCCGCAGAAAAUAGGGUGUCGAAUCUGUCCUAUAACCUCCGCUAUAUUUAUUACUAUUUAAAGAUCGAAGAUGAAUCUUUUAUGAUAAUUGUGGGUCAAUUCGUGUAAAGGUUUUAUUAAGUGAUGUUGUGUAAUAUCGGUUGCGUUCUUGCGGUCAUUCUGUAGCGUUUGAAAAAUUAAACAUGGCCUCGAACCGAGGACUUCAGAUCGGGUCCGCGUGGUUUCAACGGAAGCUGAACUUGAGGCCGCAGCACCGGGGCGUGCACCUCGUCACCGAGGAGAUCCUCAAGCAGGUGCCCGAGUUGUCGCUCUUCGCCAUCGGACUCUGCCACAUCCAGAUUAUGCACACUUCGGCGAGUCUCGCGUUAAAUGAAAGCUGGGACCCAGACGUACGAGACGACAUGGAGAUGAUGCUCAACAAAAUCGUGCCCGAGGGACUGCCGUACCGCCACUCCUGCGAGGGCCCUGACGAUAUGCCGGCUCAUGUGAAAGCGUGCUUCUUGGGUUCCUCUCUCACAAUUCCCAUCACGGACGGGAAACUAAACCUGGGCACAUGGCAGGGUGUAUGGCUGUGUGAGCAUCGGAAUCACGCGGGCAGUCGAAAGGUGGUGGUGACGCUGUCGGGCUGCCCCCGGGACUCGCCGCUGUCGGCCGCGUCGCCGGCGUCGUGCUCCAGUUAGGAGCGGGGGGGGGGCGCGACCCCCCACACGCACUCGCACUCGCACGAGCGCGUCUCGUCCAAGACCAGGAGGUAAACGGCGACCAGUCGUAGACGAAGAGAUACGCGACAAUAUGUACAUAAGAUUAAUAUUUGUCCCCGGGCUCGCCGCGGCCGACGCCGCGGAGGCCCGCGCGUGUAAUAUAGCUUUUAUAGGAAUUGAAUGAUCUCGGCGGGCCCCGGGCAGGCCGCGGCGGCCGCCGGACGGUUUUAACUAAUUGUUGUUUUGUUGUUGCGACUUGUCGAUAUGUACAUAGCUGGCACGGCCCGCGCCGUAGGUUCCAUUGUUGAGAUGGUUGAUGUGGCACCCACUUUUACCGCUAAUCUUACUGAGAUAAGGGCGGGGACGGUUUGUAUCGAUUGACUUUUCACUCCUGCACUCGUUCAAUAUUUUCCAAGUUCACCGGGAGACACUAUAUUUUUUAACAUGACCGCACGUUAGGCAUUUUUAUGAAGUCGGACACUCAUUUUACUAUACCAAUUUUGUAUGUAACGUACCGGGCCGACGCGUCGUCGUCGGUCCCGUAAUGUAAGAGCUGCGGUAGGUUAUCUAGUUAAGUGUGCGUCUACGAUAGCUCCCUUCUCUCUCCGUGUUAGGAUAGUCUAUACUAGUACGUGAAACGAGUCCAUAGCUUUAAAUGUGUCACGCCCGUUGUAUCAACGGGUCCUUCGGGGCGACAAUGAGCUAACCUUCAGUACUCCUAGGUGUAGUUGUAUAUCAUUAUCUUAAGAUCAUGUAAGUGCCUCGGAUUUAUGGGGUGGUCAUCUAAUCGUUUGAGUCGACGUUACGUGACAUCGACCGGCUUGCUCUACACUCUUGUCUUUAAUUGCGAACGAUUAUAUUUUCACUUACAAUAUGUACGUAAUAAAUUAAAGUUUUAUUUGGCAACGUGUAUAAAAGACGCAUGUGUAUAGUUGUAUGUCUUCCUAUGUAAGUUCCAUCGCGGUAGAGCUCGGUAAGUGGUUGGGAUCACGCCUCUGUUCCUGAUUCGGUAUUAGGGUAUUCGGUAUCACCUUAUCCGGCCACGUCUAUGUUACUUAAAUAAGGUAAUUUAUACUAUAAGAGGUCUGAGAAUCCAUUUUAGGCCUCUCACUAGAGCAGGGGUUCCCAACUUUAUCUGCGUCGUACCCGUCCUGACGACGAGAUUUUUUGUGCCCCCUUUAGAUUUUGCGGUGGCCAAAAAACCGAGAAAAUCUACGAGAAUUCGUGAUUGUCAAAAUUCUCGGCGUCACCCGUGCCAUCGCGAUUAGGGCAUGCUCCCGGGAAUUCCCGAGACUGAUUUUUCUCGAGAAUUCCCGGGAACGGGCACUUUCAGCCAGUAUCGGAACUGGAGACAAAAUUCCCGGGAAAAUAUCGAAAUUUCGGGAAAUUUAUAAAUGUUAUGUUAUAUCGAUUUAUGUCUAAUUGCGAAUUGGCUACAAGCCAAAAUUAUGUUGUACAUAUAUAUAUGUAUAUAUUUUUUUUUCCUAAUACAAUACUUUGUUCAACAGAGCAAUGGUAUAUGAGUACGUUUUCUUCGACUGGUUACAUUUGUAACAGAUUAAGAUCCAGUUUAAGUGACAGAGUUUAGAUGCGAUCAGUUAUUUACAGUCAGUGUCAUCUGUCCAGUCCACAAAAAUGGCUCGAAAAAGAGAUGCUCAAACUAUCGAGGAGUCGCUUUACUCACUACAGCGUAGAAAGUUUUGUCCAACGUAAUGCUCUACGUAGCGCUUUGCUUCUACUUUCCUUAUGCGCACUGCCAAGGAAUGGAAUUCCUUGCCGGCGUCUAUAUUUCCGUGUUCUUAUAACCCGGCAACCUUCAAAUCAAGAGUGAACAGGCACCUUCUGGGCGAGCUCGCUCCAUCGUAGGCCACGUCUACGCCUCGGCUAUUCUGUGGCCAUGAGUAAGCCCAUUCAUAAAAAAAAAAAAGAAAAUGAUCAAGAGGCUGGAACCAUAUUCUGAAAGAAUCCUUGGGGAUUACCAAUGUGGUUUCCGCAGAAACCGCAGCACGACGGACCAGAUUUCCUUGCUCAAAGAGAUUAUGAAGAAGAAGUGGGAGUACGCCCAAAGCGUUCACUUUUUGUUUUUGGACUUCACUAAGGCCUAUGACAGCAUAGAUAGGGACGCUCCGUAUGCCAUUCUUGUAAAUUUUAAUAUCCCUAGAAAACUAGUAGUACAGCAACAAAAGAGUGUAGGAUGCGUGUCAGGGUAGGCGGUGAGCUCACCGAGGAAUUCAAGGUGAUGACCGGUCUAAAGCAGGGAGAUGCCUUAUCACCCAUGCUCUUCAACUUAGCCCUUGAACAUGUUAUCCGAAAAGUGUUAACGUUGGACAUAAGGCUGGAAUUGAGCGGCAAGCACAAAGUGAUAGGGUACGCGGACGACCUGGCUUUAUUAGGGGAAAGCCGCGAUGAAGUAGUACAGGCAGCCAGUGUCUUGGAGCGAGAGGCCCCUAGGAUAGGUCACAGGAUUAACCAGUCAAAAACUGAAUACAUGAAGCGCUACAAAAAUACACGAGUUCAGCGCGGAAGUCUCCAUGUUGGGAAUAGGAGGAGAUCAAUAUUCGCAUCUAAAACGCCAUGCGAUGCAGCGCAGCCCUCCAUAAAGUGUUGAUGUCCAGGCUUCUCAGCAGAAAUACUAAGUUAAGGAUAUAUAAGACCGCUAUCCGACCAAUCCUUAUGUAUGGGUGCGAGGCCUGAACACUAACACAAAAAGAGGAAAGUCAGCUCCUCGUAGCGGAAAAAAAGAUCUUUCGCAAGAUCCUGGGACCUAUCAAAAGAGACAACGGCACGUGGAGGAUACGGGAGAACCCCGAAAUCGAGGAGUUGGUGGCUGGACCCAAUAUUAUCGGCGAAACGAAAUCCCACAGACUUCGCUGGUUCGGUCACCUAUUAAGAAUAGGAGAGGAUCGGGCUACCAAGAGGGCAUACCUGGGAAGACCGACUGGUGGCCGCCCGGUAGGUCGGCCCAAGUACCACUGGGGAGACAGUGUGGAAGCAGAUCUGCGUCAGCUUUAAGCCGAUAAUUGGCAGGAAACGGUGCAGGAUCGGGAAAAGUGGCGUGCUUUCGUUUCGGAGGCCAAGACCCUCUUUGGGUUGUUGAGCCGUAUUAGUUACUUAGUUAGUUGAUUCUUAAAAAACGUCUGAAUUUGAAUAUUGACAUUAUAGAUAGGUAUAUUUUAGUCGAAAUAUCAACCGUUAAGUAUGAUUUAGUUUAAAAACUAAUAGAAAUAUUAACUAAUCAUUUGGUUAUAAUAAUUUCAAUCAAAAUGUUAACUUUAUUAAUUUUCCCGAAAUUUCCCGCAUUCCCGGGAAUUCUCGGAACUGGUCCUGACCCAAUCCCGGGAAAUUUGAAACCUUUCCCGAGACUGACAUUGCAUGCUCUAAUCGCGAUACGCCCCUACUGUUGGGAACUCCUGCGCUAUUUAGAGCAAAGCGGUCGUAAGACUAGAUAGUGUAGUGAGGAUCGAUUGCUUUCGAAAACGUUCCGGGAACGAUCUCAGUUCUGUACAUUCCGUUUCGCAUUCCGCUUUACAUGUCCCAACGGCGCUUGUGUGGCACAAUUUUACACAUGAGACUUAGUUAGGAGUUAAUAAAUUAUAAAUAGUAGGUUACGGUGUAAGGCACUGAGCGGCGCCGCUUAGACGUUUUGAUACCGCGUGUACAAAGUUAGAUGUCUCGGACAUGACCGGUCUCACGGACCUUAGACUUACCUCACUUAGGCAGCUUGUACGUUCAUACUCGGCCUUUUAGACUCACCAUUAUAUUAUCGACUAAACCGGUUAUUUUUAAACUUGUUUAUCUUAUUAAAGUAGUUUUUUUUAAUCGUUAUAAACAAAGCUUUGAGCUUGUGUUAUUAGUUGUAAAGGGUAUCUUUAUAUACUUCACUUGUGCUGUUUGACGAUUUCAUAUUUUCGCAUAUUCUACGGUUUUUCAUGAUUCGUAUUCUUUGUAAUACCUAAGUUUUUCUCUUUUGAUAGAUUCGGGGAGUGGGCUAAGGGAAGGUUAAGUGCUUUUUAAUACAUAAUUAAGUAAGGGAUGUAAAUAUUUUUUGCAUUAAUAUAAUGUACAAUGAGCAUUAAUCAGUGUACAUACUGUUCACGUGUAAAAACGUUUCAAGUGCUAUUCGUGUAUGAGUGUUAGAUAAGCCACUGCCAUUGAAGAUUUGCCUCUUGUAAUAUACUCGAUUUAUUUUUGUCACGAAACUAUUAACGUUUAGUUUCAGCUUUGUUAUAGUAUCAAAAAUAGUAAAGAUAAUAAAUAUCCUAAGUAGAAGUUUUCCAAUGAAGAAUAGCGACUGGCUCGCGUAGUUGUAACUCUCGUUUGUUUUAUCGUUAAGUGUUUCUCCUCGGGACACCGUUGUUUUUGUUGUUCAUUAUAUAGCUUAUAGAUUGUCCCAGUUUAGGCUGUUCAGUGACAACGAAUGUGCUAGUGUUACCUUUUAAGUGGUCGCAAAAUUUAGAUUCCAUUGUGUUCCUUUUGAGGACCUAAUGUUUUGCAACCGUGUGCAAUUGUGCAGUCCCUUUCAUAAAUGCCAUUUAUUUGUCCUCCUGUGUAUGAUGCAAUGAGUGUUUCACAAUUUCAAAUAUAUUAUAAAGCGUAACAAAUUCACUAUAAGGGCACGAAUUUUAUCUAAUUAUUUAAUCAGUAUCAUUAAUUUGAUAAUUAAUAUAUUUAUUGCACAUAGGAAACGAGGUUGUAAUCAUGAUUAAUAAAAUAACCAAGAAGGGAGACAAAUAAUUUGUGUGUAUAUUAUUUAAGAUCAAUUAUUAUAUCAAUAUUGUAUGAUUGUACAGCGAUCGGUCACUACUUGCUGGUAUCGUGCUCACUCAGUGACGUCAGAAUUCUGUCGCAAUCAAAUGUAAUUGUAUCAUAUUACUUGUACAAUAUAAAUAUAUAGAUCCACAAUUAUGAAAGAGAUUAAAUAUUUGCAAAAGUUAAAA